AUGUGGGGCUUCAAUGGCACUCCUUUCCAGCCAGCUACACUCCAGCUGACAGGCAUUCCUGGGAUGCAGACAGGCCAAGCCUGGGUUGCCCUGAUUUUCUGCAUCCUCUACCUGAUCUCCAUCGCAGGCAACCUCAGCAUCCUGGCUCUGGUGGUUCAGGAACCCGCUCUGCACCAGCCCAUGUACUACUUCCUCUCUAUGCUCUCCCUCAAUGACCUGGGAGUGUCCCUCUCUACACUACCCACCGUGCUUGCCACCUUCUGCUUCAGUUACAGACAUGUUGGCUUCGAUGCCUGCCUGGUCCAGAUGUUCUUCAUCCACACUUUCUCUUUCAUGGAAUCAGGAAUUCUUCUGGCCAUGAGCUUUGAUCGUUUUGUGGCUAUCUGUGAUCCGCUACACUACGCCACAGUGCUCACCAACAGCCGUAUCUUGGCCAUGGGCCUGGGAAUCCUGGCCAAGAGCUUCACUACUCUCUUCCCUUUUCCCUUUCUGGUGAAACGACUUCCUUUCUGCAAAGGUAAUGUCUUGCAUCACUCAUACUGCCUCCACCCAGAUCUCAUGAAAGUGGCAUGUGGGGACAUCCGUGUUAACAACAUCUAUGGGCUUUUUGUGGUCAUUUUCACCUAUGGAAUAGAUUCAACCUUCAUCUUGCUCUCCUAUGUGUUGAUCCUGAGAUCCGUGUUGGCCAUAGCAUCCCGGGAGCAGAGGCUCAAGGCACUCAACACCUGCAUGUCACACAUCUGUGCAGUGCUGGCCUUUUAUGUGCCUAUCAUUGCUGUGUCCAUGAUCCACCGCUUCUGGAAAAGAGCUCCGCCUGUCGUCCAUGUCAUGAUGUCCAAUGUAUACCUAUUUGUACCUCCCAUGCUCAACCCCAUCAUAUACAGCGUGAAGACCAAGGAGAUUCGCAAGGGGAUCCUAAAAGUCUUCCAGAAAUCCCGGAGCUGA
Molecule: messenger RNA, 945 nt
Organism: Elephantulus edwardii (Cape elephant shrew)
Lineage: Eukaryota; Metazoa; Chordata; Mammalia; Macroscelidea; Macroscelididae
Product: olfactory receptor 51I1-like
Exons: 1
Coding region: 1-945 (314 amino acids)
Biological process (GO): G protein-coupled receptor signaling pathway
Cellular component (GO): membrane
Molecular function (GO): G protein-coupled receptor activity; olfactory receptor activity
Source: RefSeq, a predicted model, not a curated record